AUGUCCGAACCAGUCCUCGACAACGAGGCCAUUGUUGCCGCACUUUUCACGCGUUUAGACGGGACCUUCCACUGGAUGCUCGCGCUUCCUGGCGCUGGUCUAAAUGGCAAUGCCAUGCGACUCCACGUCAUCAAUCCUGAACAAAUUUGGCAAUUCGAUGACAGCAGCCAGGAUCUCAUGCACUCCCAUAGGCUGUGCACGGUCGUGAAGAUCGGUUCUCGUCGGACACGCGAACAGACCUUCACCCCUGCAGAGGUCCGCAAUCUUCUGGCGAUGAUUGAAUUGGCGACUCCUGUUUUUGAGCUUGCCCGCGGGGUGCAGAACUUUACCUGUCGCGUGUGGUUUAGACAGGCCGAUUUAGAGGAUGAGCUCUUGCGGCUCGCGACCCCUAAUGCUCAGCGCGUGUUUGGCGGCACUCCCUCAUGCACAUACCAAGCUUCAAAGACUUGUUCUUGGACCAACAAACGUUUCCCUUCCCCUACUAUUUAA
Postia placenta MAD-698-R-SB12 is the source of this 489-nucleotide messenger RNA. RefSeq lists its product as hypothetical. The record is from RefSeq and is a predicted model, not a curated record. The transcript has 3 exons. The coding region runs from base 1 to 489 and encodes 162 amino acids. Lineage: Eukaryota; Fungi; Basidiomycota; Agaricomycetes; Polyporales; Adustoporiaceae.